Messenger RNA from Stylophora pistillata, 1344 nucleotides. RefSeq lists its product as uncharacterized. The record is from RefSeq and is a predicted model, not a curated record. Lineage: Eukaryota; Metazoa; Cnidaria; Anthozoa; Scleractinia; Pocilloporidae. Gene Ontology annotation, cellular component: cytosol. Gene Ontology annotation, molecular function: ATP binding; hydrolase activity; DNA binding.
AUGCCGUUUGCCUAUCGUCUGGAAAAAUUCAACUUUCACAGUUUUGAUACUGAAAGAGAGUCAAUCGGAAAGCUUCUUCCUCCUCAGGCUGAUGCUCUUAAAAGUCUCGAAGAAUUCUUCCAUCAAAACCCUGUGGGGCUAACUGCUAUGAUUUCCAUGCCGACAGGAUCUGGUAAAAGCGAUGUGAUAAGUUGUCUACCGUACUUUUUAGGCAAAACUGGGUUAACUCCACCCCCCGAGGAUGGUGCUCCUCCGUACGGAAGUCCACUUCAUCCAUUUGAUAAGCCCGUGCUGGUUAUUGCGCCAGAUCUGGAGAUUGCAAAGCAACUAGAGGGAUCUUUGCUGCGGGUGCGGGAAGGAGAACAUGAGGAUAACUUUCUGCUGCGAAGAGGGAUAGUGCCCAAAGAGCAUGCUCGAGGAGUCCUUCCAGUAGGAAAGAAGAUCCAGGAAACAUUCGAGGUCACGCAACCCAACAUAUUAAAAGGAAACGAGAUUCUAAUCGCUAACGCCCAGAAGUUUCUAGGGAAAGACUGGGAAGAAUGUUUACCUGACAACCUAUUUCGACUUAUCAUCGUCGAUGAAGCGCAUCAUCACCCCGCUAAAACAUGGCGUCGAAUCGUGAACCACUUCAAGGACCGUGCAAUGGUAGUCUUUUUCACUGCAACUCCUUUCAGAGGUGAUGGGGACCUUGUCCUAAAGGAGGGAGAAGGGAAGAUCAUAUAUCACCUGUCACUUGAAGAGGCACGGGCUCAGAGAAUCAUACGUCGUACUGACUUCGAUGAGGUCAACGGUGACGAUAAGACCCACCCUGAGGAUGAGAUCUGCAAUGACCUCGACAAAAUCUACAGAGGAAUCCUUCGGACAGUACAUGCAAUUCAGGAAGAAAGAGACGAAAACCAUCCUCUACCUGAUCGUACCCCACACAUGGCCAUCGCUAUUACGAAGGAUACUGCAGAAGCAGUCCGCGUGGUAAAUGCAGCCCAUAAAAUUUGGAAAUGUCCUCGUGAACAAAUAACCGUGUACUAUUCAAAAAUGUCAGAGCAUACAAGACGAGCGAUUAUGACAGCAAUUCGAGCAAACCGAAUAAAGCUUGUGGUUGUGGUGUCUAUGCUUCUUGAGGGUUUUGAUCACCCACCAAUAAGCAUAGCCGCCAUAAUGACGAGGAUUGUCUCCACUGUGAAGUUUGUGCAGUUCAUUGGAAGGGCACAAAGAAUUGUUCGUGGUAAAGAUCGUGAGCCGGAGUCUGAAAAUAUAACAGCACACAUCGUUACCCACAGAAAAUUUGAACAAGCGAGAAACAACGAACUCUUUGAAAGCGAGAGGCUGAUACCAGAACAUGAAUGA